Formica exsecta is the source of this 1098-nucleotide messenger RNA. RefSeq lists its product as uncharacterized. The record is from RefSeq and is a predicted model, not a curated record. Gene Ontology annotation, molecular function: catalytic activity. Bases 1 to 1098 code for a protein of 365 amino acids. NCBI's taxonomy places the organism in Eukaryota, Metazoa, Arthropoda, Insecta, Hymenoptera, Formicidae. The transcript has a single exon.
AUGCAUCGACUACGGAAUCAAGAGAUGCAGAGACACGUUAAAGUAUUUCAGGUGAAUGUGAAUCAAAGCAAACCCUCGAUGGAUCUUCUGUUACAUCAGGCGAAAGAGAAUGAUGUUGGCGUGCUGCUGAUCUCAGAACCAAAUUACAUCCCUGAUUCUGAAGGCUGGUUCGCCAGCGUAGAUGGUAGCGUUGCAAUAUUCGUUGACACCACCCGGGUCAAAUUAAGAUGUCUCCUUGCUAAAUCAGGCCCUCGAUUUGUCGCGAUAUUAUGCGGUCCUUAUAUGAUUAUGUCGGUAUACAUCUCCUCGAAUAUCGGACUGAGGGAGUUUAACGUCUUCUUAGACGAACUAUCGGAAGAAAUAUCAUCCCGGGUGGAUAAAAUUAUAUGCGGGGGUGACUUCAACGCUAAAGCCACACUGUGGGGAGCUUCCUCUACAGAUGGUAGGGGUCUGCUCCUCACAAGAUGGGCAGCAGAAAGAAAUUUGCGUAUCGCUAACAUCGGAAAUGAGCCAACAUGUGUGCGCCCGCAGGGCAACUCAAUUGUUGACCUGACCUGGGUGUCUCCGGAUCUUCUACUUUUGGUUCAGGAAUGGCGUGUUAGGAGUGAUUUAGAGUCCCUUUCCGAUCACCUUUAUAUAUCGUUUGUUGUGAGCUGUGAACGACCCGAACCACCACCCAACCGGCUGGUUUGUAGGAGGUGGAACGUGAGGGAAUUUGACAUAGAUCUAUUUCAUGCUGCGCUGAAUUGGAGGGAAAAGGGUCCCCCGGUUGAGGAUCAUCAGAGUGUCCAACGGAUGGUAGACUGGCUAGACCGGGUGAUGGAGGAAGCCUGUGAUGUCGCCUCACCGAGAAUUGGCCCCCGAAGAUCUCGAAGACAGGCGUACUGGUGGCAGGACUCUGUCGCGGUUCUUCGUCAGGGAUGUACUUUGGCAAGGCGGCUAUGGCAGAGAGCUAAGAAGAGGAGGCGCCCUUUGGCAGUUAUCAUGGAGUUGGGAGCAACCUAUAAGUCAAAGCGAAAAGACCUUCGUAAGGAAAUUAAUAGGUUGAAGUCGGCGGCAUGGCAGGAACUUAUCAGGUCUAUUGAUGAUGAUCCAUAA